AUGACAGGAGUAAAAAUAGAGGUUCUUUCUUUGGGAAGGAAACAUAGAGGAAAUGACAGAAAAGAAAUGGUUUUGUGGGUCUCCGAGAAGAGACAGGAGCCUAACCAGGGAGGCUGGCUCAGAGAUGGAGAGAGAGAGAGUGAUAAGCAGUCAUUGGGAGAAAAGAAGGACAAACAAAGCAGAAGAAAAGAAAAUGAGAGAUUAGAUGAGCACAGAGAAAAUGGUGCCUCCAAGCGUUUGAUAUUUGUUCCGUGCCUUUAUUUAUUGGUAUUUUGGUAUGAAAUCUACUGCAGUGGAGGAGCCUCUGUAAUGGUAACAAGAAAGUUUGAGGAGAGAGAAGAUAGGAAGGAGUACAGUAUCAAUCUGAUGUGA
Molecule: messenger RNA, 372 nt
Organism: Sphenostylis stenocarpa
Lineage: Eukaryota; Viridiplantae; Streptophyta; Magnoliopsida; Fabales; Fabaceae
Source: the annotation of a GenBank genome assembly